Molecule: messenger RNA, 1243 nt
Organism: Zingiber officinale
Lineage: Eukaryota; Viridiplantae; Streptophyta; Magnoliopsida; Zingiberales; Zingiberaceae
Product: transcription factor MYBS3-like
Exons: 3
Coding region: 104-1021 (305 amino acids)
Biological process (GO): response to auxin; response to gibberellin; response to ethylene
Molecular function (GO): DNA binding
Source: RefSeq, a predicted model, not a curated record
GUUGUCUCUCGCUCAUCGCGCACGGCCCGCACGUGAGAAGAGACUGCUCCGGCGAAGCGGCAUCGGUCCCGAGCGUGAUCCCCUACGCCGGCGAGAGGCGGAGAUGGCGAGGCGGUGCUCGCACUGCAGCAACAACGGGCACAACUCACGCACGUGUCGGUCGCGCGGCGCCGCGGGCGGCGUGCGGAUCUUCGGGGUUCGCCUCGCGGAGGGGGCGGGGGCGAUGAGGAACAGCGCUAGCAUGGGAUGCCUUAACUCCGCGGCCACCCCCUCCAACGCCUCCGCUUCUUCCUCGGCCAAUCCAUCAGGAGAACACCACGCCGACGCCGUUGCGGGCUAUGCCUCCGAUGACGCCCCUGCUUCGAUUUGCCGAAAAAAAGGUGUGCCAUGGACUGAAGAAGAGCAUUCAAUGUUCCUUGUGGGUCUUCGAAGGCUAGGAAGAGGCAAUUGGCGUGGAAUUUCUCGUAACUUUGUUGGUACCAAGACCCCAACACAAGUUGCAAGCCAUGCCCAGAAGUAUUUCAUGCGACAGAGUAAUGCAUCAAUAAGAAAGAGACGCUCGAGCCUAUUUGACAUGCAAAUUGAGCAAAUCCCAGUCCAUGAGGACCACCCUCCUAAUGAACCAAAUAACACAAAUCACCCGGCAACACUGCAUGUCAGCAAACAAGAAGGAACUAGUAUUUGGGAAGCUUCAGCAACCAAACAUGCUCCAGAACUAUCAGAAAGCAUCCAUCCUGAUCAUCAAAACUCCAUAGCAAUGAUGCCUGCAAUCUACACCACUUUUGUUCCGGUGCAAAUACCAUUUUGGACGACGAGGGGUUCUCAUGAGAUCGUAAAACCAAUUCCAGUCGUCGCAAAGGAAGCACUGAACAUAGAAGGCCUAGUCGGCCUUGCAGACCCUUCUGCUCUUUCCCUCAAAUUAGUAGGAUCUUCUGAUUCACUGCAGUCUGCCUUUCACACUAAAUAUUCUGUUCCUCUGCCUGAUCUGAACCAAAGUAGUGCCAGCCCUAUCCAUAUAUAAACUCUAAGGCAUUUAUCCUCCCCAUGCAUAUUCUUUCUCUGCCGUGAACUCUUAGCUCUGCUCUUUUGAUGAACUCCAUGUUAAUCAUUCUUGUAUCUAUCUAGGUCGACAAUAGUUUGAUUUCGUUUCGUUCAUGCAGCUUGUUAAUAUCUGAACUAAGACUCUUACUAUUAUUAUGAGCAACAAGACACGGUUUUACCCUAGCUCUUUCAAUAGCUUUUA